Messenger RNA from Diaporthe citri, 1593 nucleotides. RefSeq lists its product as uncharacterized. Gene Ontology annotation, cellular component: nucleus; cytoplasm. The transcript is spliced from 3 exons. The record is from RefSeq and is a predicted model, not a curated record. NCBI's taxonomy places the organism in Eukaryota, Fungi, Ascomycota, Sordariomycetes, Diaporthales, Diaporthaceae. Gene Ontology annotation, molecular function: protein serine/threonine phosphatase activity. Bases 1 to 1593 code for a protein of 530 amino acids.
AUGGGAAACCAGCCAUCAAAGGACGGUACCAGUACGCCCAGGCCCACCAGCUCUGCCGGCGCGGGCGACCGCAGCCCGGACGGCCUGCAGUCAUACCCAUCAUUCAGCAAGUCAGACACUAAGGAUUCCACGAGGUCCUUCAAGACCCUCAGGUCAAAGAUCCCAGGCUCCUCCGCCAAAACCGAUAGCCCGCGUAACUCCGCGCUGUUAUCUAAUGGCGACGGCGGCGACAAGUCCGAUGCUGGGUCGGUCAAGUCGGGCCGUAGUGGGCGCUUCUCUCGCAGCAGGUCCUCCGAUCCUGCCGUGUCCCCGACCUCGCCCUCGUCCAUCGAUACCGGUGUGACCUCUCCUAUCGACGAGACCCAGCCUCCACCGUCCCCCAUACAGUCCGGAUCGGGCAUGUCAGGGAAGCACGAUGUCAGCGCUGCACAAGCAUCGGGCGAGGUUGACCACGUGUCUGACGCGCCACCGUCUGGGGUGCCGGACCCAAAUGGGGAGGCACAACAACCAGGCCAGUCGAUACUGGUCAGGCGUGACAACUCUGUCAACCCAAUCCAUGGAGGAACGUCGCCUGGCCAGGACCAGGCUGUCGCCAUGAGUGAGAUCAAGGAUAUCGACCUGGACGAUUUCAUCAAGCGAUUGCUGGACGCCGGCUAUGCUGGCAAAGUGACCAAGAGCGUCUGCCUGAAAAAUGCCGAGAUCGUGGCUAUUUGCCAGCGUGCUAGGGAAGUGCUUCUGACCCAGCCUGCCCUGCUGGAAUUAGAUGCCCCUGUGAAAAUCGUCGGCGACGUUCAUGGACAGUAUACGGACCUCAUCCGUAUGUUCGAGAUGUGCGGAUUCCCGCCGACUUCCAAUUUCCUCUUCCUAGGUGACUACGUCGACCGAGGUAAGCAGUCGCUUGAGACUAUUCUCCUGCUGCUGUGCUACAAGUUGAAGUUCCCCGAGAACUUCUUUCUCCUUCGCGGCAACCACGAGUGCGCCAACGUCACGCGCGUCUACGGGUUCUACGAUGAGUGCAAGCGCAGAUGUAACGUCAAGAUUUGGAAGACGUUCAUUGAUACCUUCAACACCCUUCCCAUUGCCGCUAUUGUCGCAGGGAAGAUCUUCUGUGUGCACGGCGGAUUGUCGCCUGCGCUCAGGGACAUGGAUGACAUCCGAAACAUCGCGCGACCAACCGACGUACCCGACUACGGGCUACUGAACGACCUGCUGUGGUCUGAUCCGGCUGACAUGGACGCGGACUGGGAAGCAAACGAACGAGGUGUCAGCUACUGUUUUGGAAAGAAAGUCAUCACGGAUUUCCUCACGACGCAUGACUUCGAUCUCGUUUGCCGUGCGCACAUGGUUGUCGAGGAUGGCUACGAAUUUUUCACGGACAGGGUACUAGUCACCGUGUUCAGUGCGCCAAAUUAUUGCGGUGAAUUCGAUAAUUGGGGCGCGGUCAUGUCAGUGUCUUCGGAACUGUUAUGUAGUUUCGAGCUCUUGAAGCCCCUCGACUCCAACGCGUUGAAGAGCCACAUCAAGAAGGGCCGGAACAAAAGACAGCAAAUGCUGAACAGUCCACCUGCGAAUGUAUAUCCCCAAAGUGUCUAG